AUAGUAAUUAAUGAUGAAGACGUGCACACACGUUAAUUACCCAGCUGUUGAGCCUGAAUGAGUGAGUGACUUUUUCAGCAUCAAAACAGUACACAGGACCUCUGAUCAACUCAACUUUUCUGCCAAUCAGAGAGGACUUUGACACACUUCACAGCCAGCUGCAGAAGUUGAGACGCAGCAGAGAUAAGGCAGCUGGGCACUGACUGACUGUGGAGGAUGUCUUCACCAUUAUACUACCACCCUGACAGUGGCACCCGCUUCAAAAAAAGGAAAGCUCGGUUCACCUUCAGUGAAGUCCACAUACUGCUGGAUGAAGUGAGGAAGCAUCGAAUGAUUAUUGUCGGUAAGUUCAAUCGAGGUGUGCCAACAGAUGCCAAAAAGCGAGUAUGGGCAGAGAUCACUGCACGGAUCAAUGAGAUCGGGGAGUGCCAACGGGAGGUCAUUGAGGUUGUCAAGAAAUGGUCCGAUCUGAAGUGUGAUACCAAGCGGAAAGUGGCCGCCAUGCGGGCGGGUACAGUUCCUCACAGGGGCCUCAACUCACGCCUUUCCAGGGACCUUAACCCAACAGAGAAGAUAGUGCUGCAGAUUCUGGAAAUGGAAGACGAUGACCAGGGCAGAGCCGAUUUUGGCCCACUGGGAGAUGAUGAUGAUCUAGCAGAGGAGGAAGAAGAAAUCGAGGAGGAGGACAUGAUGGGAAUGCAGAGUUCUCCCAAUGGAGGGUUAGAUAUAGGAUCCAUGCCACCGCCAUCAUCCUACAGCACAAGGGAUUCGUCACAAACUUCCUAUGACAUGCAGUAUGAGGUACCGGGGUCGGAAGAUGCCGAAGCUGCAUUCAGAGACUCAGAUGACGACCAAAGAGACGACUUGCUUCCUUCCAAACCAUCAGAUGAUCACCAAGGAAAUAACGGCAUCCAGAAACAACCUCAGACAUCUUCUGGAGCUUCAACAUCGACAGCCACUCUUCCUCCAGCAGCUCCAUCCUCACAGAACACAAGAGAAAGCCUGAUGCAUAAUGCAUCGCUGAGUCUGCAGGAGCAGCACGCCACUAACAUCCUCCUGGAGACGGUGUCCCGCUCCUUGGAGCUGCUGUCUGAGUCGGUGCAGCAGCUGGCAGAGACUCAGCAGGAGUUUGUGCGAGAGUCGCUGCAGCUCCAGAGGGAGACGGUGCAGGUUCUCAGAGACUUCACAGGUGGAGCCAUCGCGCUCAUGCAUGACAAACUGAAUGGCCGGCCAGCGUUAUAGCAACAGAGUCACGCAGAGAUAUCGUUGAGUUGUAUCACUGACUGCAUUCAUGGCCUUCAGGUGCAGGAACCUCCAUGUUCCUUUGGACUCCACUGCUGGUUACCGUACUUUUUGAUAGUACUCUGCAGAUUUCCUGUGUUUUAUUUUAAAGAUGUAUUUGUAGAUACAUUGUAUCGAUGGAGUUUCUGUCUGUGGGGUCAUAUGAAACAGAAAAUUACCUACGUUAGUCAUAUGAAAGAUCACAAAGUGUUUUUUUACUACUGAAAGUGCAACUCCUACCACUUCUUUUGAAAUACAUUCUUAGCCUACGUUGAAAAAGCGUUUAUUUUUGCCCUGUAAAGAAGCAGCCUUUUAGUUUAAACGUGAGUUAAAUCCAUGUGUGUGUCCUUGUUUAAGUUGUAGUGGCAUCAGUCUGGAGAUUUUCUCAUGUACUGUAAUGGUGAGUGGAUUUCAGCACCCGGCCGUUAAAUAGUCUCCAUGUGUGAAAGCUUAGAUAUGUUAGAUACCCUGAAAAUAUCUGUACCUGAAAACUUUGUGAUUGUCUCAUGUUUUUUUAAAUUCCAAACUUAAAUGCUUGAAAAUGACAGUUUGAAUCAUUCUUUGAGAUAUGGAAUAAACCCAACACAA
Molecule: messenger RNA, 1869 nt
Organism: Cheilinus undulatus (humphead wrasse)
Lineage: Eukaryota; Metazoa; Chordata; Actinopteri; Labriformes; Labridae
Exons: 5
Coding region: 217-1242 (341 amino acids)
Cellular component (GO): nucleus
Source: RefSeq, a predicted model, not a curated record